This is a messenger RNA of Cladocopium goreaui, 552 nucleotides long. The record is from the annotation of a GenBank genome assembly. NCBI's taxonomy places the organism in Eukaryota, Dinophyceae, Suessiales, Symbiodiniaceae.
UUUUCGGCCCUUUUUGGGAACUCGUCCGUGAAGUACGCUGAAGCAGGAGCAGGUUCCAGAUGGAGCGCCCUACUUUCUUCCGCGCGGCAGAUGACCUGGAUUUGAUGGCUCCGCUGAGCGACCUCAGCGACGAUGACCUUGCUCCAUGCGCAGCUCGUUCCAUGGCACUCAUGGCCAAGAAACGAGGACUGGCCCAGAAGCAGCCCGAGGCUCCAAAACCUGCAAGGAGUGGCCGACAGCUGUGGGCAGACAUCACUACGGACGAUGAAGACAACUUUCCUGCUUGGCCCCCCGCACCCAAAGCAGCACCUGUGACCACUGCCCCAGAAGUGAAGAUUUCGGAGACGAAGGGUGAUGAGUUACUGUGGGACCCCAUCGGCUUGGGCAGCUCUGAGUCCUACCUGACUGAUCUCCUGUAUCACAAGACUCAAACGAAGACAUCAGGCGCAGGCACUGUCUUUGACAAGUGGUCCUGGAGCACUGCUGCUACAGACUCUCCGGAUUCCACUCUUGAAGAUUUUCAAGCGGACGACGAAGACCAAACACCACAGG